AUGCACAGAGCCACAUUUCAAAUUUUUGCGGACCCCUUCUCCGUUGAUGUGCAAGAUGCCCCUCCUGUGCUUCAAAUGGAGCUCAUUGACCUGCAGUGCAACUCUGAACUCAAAGCCAAGUUCAGGGAGGAAUUGUUGUCUGAUGUCAGAAGAAAAACCAUCCCAGUAUGGCUGAAAAUAAAAACCCAGUAUGGCAGCAUUUUACGGACACAGGAGCCAGCUACAAGUAAGGUGAUCUGCAAGCUCUGUAAGGUACAUGUGAGCUUGGGAUCUGCAAAGAGCAAACAUAAAAACACCACAAACCUCUGGAAUCACCUGAGAGUACAUCAUCUCCAGGCUUACAAUGAUGCUCAGCAACAAAAAGCUCCAGCAGCUGCAGUGUCUACAUCCACUUCCCAACCUCAUCAGCCAACCGUAACAGAUAUGUUUGAUGCCCAUCGGAAAUGGCAAAAUUCAGACACCAGAUCAAAGAAAAUAGACACAUUAAUAACAGAAAUGAUUGCCACAGACAAUCUGCCAUUCGCUUGUGUUUCAUGUGUUGGAUUCCAGAGGCUGGUGGCUGCAAUGGAGCCCAGGUACAAAUUAAAAUCGGAGAAGCACUACCGCACCGACAUGCUUGAGGACAUAGUUGGAAAAGUGGAGAGAAAAGUCAAAGCACUAAUUUCAGAGGAGGCUGGCCCUUUUUUAUCCUUCACUACAGACUGUUGGUCUGGGGACACUGAGGCUCUCAUGAGUCUAACAUGCCAUUUAAUUGACCACAACUGGGACAGGAAGCAAGUCCUCCUAAAUGCAAAAACAAUGUUAGGCUCCCACACAGGGGAGUAUAUUGGUGACAUGUUCAUCAGUCUGCUGGAGCACUGGGACAUCAGCCAUGACAGGGUUGUACUUGUUCUCCGUGACAGUGGGGCAAACAUGGUCAAAGGUCUCAGACUGGCGGAAAUACCUGAUCUCAGCUGCAGCGCACACACCAUACAGCUUGUGGUGAAUGAUGGCAUCAACAGUCAGCGAGUAGUGCUGGACAUUAAUGCCAAAUUAAAGAACAUCGCCAAACAUUUCAACCACUCUGUUCUUGCAAAGCAGAAGCUUAAAAAAAUUCAACAAGAACUUGGCCUACCAGAGCACAGCAUCCUCCAGUCUGAACCCACUCGCUGGAACUCCACGCUUCAUAUGAUGCAGAGAAUGGUGGAGCAGAAGAGAGCUCUGAACAACUACGCUCGAGAGUAUGGAAAAAUUGCCACUCUAUCCCCUGAUCAAUGGGACAUAGCUUCCAAUUUAAUUGAUACAUUGGAGCCUAUGGAGGAAGUCACCCUUGAGGUGAGCAAGUCAGAGGCUUCCAUCUCCUGCGUCAUUCCGAGCAUUGCUGUGCUGAAGAUGAUUCUUCAGACAGAGGGGCCAAACACAAUUGGGAUCAAAACUCUGCGAGAGUCAAUGCUGCAAAGCUUACAGAGAAGAUUCCAAAAGAUGGAGGACACACAAUGUCUAGUGCUCGCAACACUCCUGGACCCUCGCUAUAAGGGCCAUGUCUUUUCAGAGGGCACACUUGAUAAAGCAAAAAGGUGGAUAAAGGAGGAGCAUGCUGUUGUGUCUGAACAGCUGAAGAUGGCCACAAGUGCAGAAGAAGGACUACACUCGAAACAGAGAAGGGUGGAAGUUGAGGAAGUACCUGGUCCCUCCAGUGUCAUUGACCAAAUGUAUGCCAACAUCUUGGGACCUCAUGGAUCUCCUACUCAGGAGAGUGAUGAAGACCACCUUAUAUCUGACCAGCUGCAGCACUACCUCCAGGAGCCAGUGAUAAAUAGGCAGACUGGUAAACCGCUAGAAUGGUGGAAGCAAAAUGCAUCCCGUCUACACCUUCUUGCACCACUAGCAAGAAAAUUCCUUUGUCCACCCCCUUCCUCAGUUCCCAGCGAGAGGGUGUUUAGUGAGAUUGGGAACAUUUAUGACAAGAAGAGGAGCAACCUCAAGGGCGAACAUGCCGAACAGUUGUGUUUCCUACAUGACAACCUCCGUUUCUUGAACUGGCAGUAUUGA
Messenger RNA from Eleginops maclovinus (Patagonian blennie), 2031 nucleotides. RefSeq names its product zinc finger BED domain-containing protein 4-like. Gene Ontology annotation, molecular function: protein dimerization activity; DNA binding. The transcript is spliced from 2 exons. The record is from RefSeq and is a predicted model, not a curated record. The coding region runs from base 1 to 2031 and encodes 676 amino acids. NCBI's taxonomy places the organism in Eukaryota, Metazoa, Chordata, Actinopteri, Perciformes, Eleginopidae.